Molecule: messenger RNA, 2088 nt
Organism: Photinus pyralis (common eastern firefly)
Lineage: Eukaryota; Metazoa; Arthropoda; Insecta; Coleoptera; Lampyridae
Product: spermine oxidase-like
Exons: 5
Coding region: 814-2001 (395 amino acids)
Molecular function (GO): polyamine oxidase activity
Source: RefSeq, a predicted model, not a curated record
AUAAGAGGUUAUGUUAUUUUUCUACGAUAGUACUGUAGAAUUAUUUCCCAAAUUUGGUUUUUUGUCGCUCCUAAAAAUUUGUCGCUAUGGGCCCGAGCUGGGUCGAGCGUUCUAAAAAACCGCUCGGGCAACGAGCGUUCUAAAAACCGCUCGGGCAACGAGCGCUCUAAAAGUGCUCGGGCGGUUUAUCGCGAGCGCUCGGGAAAAGCGCUCACGAGCGAAAAAAACGCUCGGGAGCGGAAAAUCCCGAAGAAUCUCAGGAAUCUGACAGAUUCCAAGAACAGGGAGGUUAACAGGUUUUCUCUAUGUUUUCAAACCGUCGUGUUUCUGCAGGUUUUUCAAAUCUUCGAAUCCAAAAUUGUGAAUAUUUGAAGGGAGUGUGGGGUCUCUAAAUUGGAAGCUGAUGACUCCGGUAAUUUGGGAAUGGAAAAGGAGAGCUGAAAGUAGAAGACAGGUGCAAGAUAUAGACUAAAAUUGGGACUGGUGACCAGAAAAAGGGACCUGAAGAAUGAGAAAUGGCUCUCGUGGCCCUGGAUAGUAAAUUGGAAACCUGAGGCUGGAGUUCCGAAACUAGAGGAAAAAAACUUGAUAGGUGCCAUUGGCAACAACAGUACCAAAAUAGUGAUCAUCGGGGCGGGCGCCGCAGGAAUUGCGGCGGCCUCGCGAUUGUACCGGCACGGUUUCGCAAACGUCAAAAUUCUGGAGGCGGGCGAUCGCAUCGGCGGUCGAAUUCACAGCGUCAAAUUCGGCGAGAGCUUCGUCGACCUUGGAGCGCAGUGGUGCCAUGGGGAGCAAAACAAUUUGGUCUACGAGAUGGUCAAAGAUCUUCGUCUGUUAACCGACGACGAGCACUCCCCGUCCUUGUACCAUUCGCGACUGAAACGAGUCGACUGGGAGUUCUCGACGAAGCUGAACCAGGUAUUUCAACAGGCUUUCGUUGGCAACAAUUCCGAAGGAAGGAAUAUGGGCGAUUUUCUGAGUGAAAGGUUUAGGGCCUUAAUUGGGCGGACUUGGACGGGUGACAAAGAACAGAUCUUGGCAGGGGAGUGCCUGGAUUUGCUUCGGAGGCAAAUAGAAUCUUAUUUUGCAGUGUUCUCCUGGAGGCAACUAUCGACGCGCAGUGAGCACAAAAUUUCCGCCGGUAACCAGCACCUGGGCUGGAAUGGAUUGGGUUACAAAACCAUUUUAGACGUCCUGAUGAAGGAUGCUCCAAUCCGCGACAGUGUCUUUCUAAAUAAACAGGUGCGCAAAAUCGCCCUGACACCCCAGAGCGGUGCCUUGGUGGGUUGCGCGGAUGGAGCUAGGUAUAACGCCGAUCACGUGAUUUGGACACCGUCGCUCGGAGUCCUGAAGCGCGAUUACUUGUCACUUUUCCAGCCGAAGCUCCCCGAGAGGAAGAUCAGGUCCAUACAGACUUUGGGAUUCGAUGCCGUUGCGAAAAUCUUCAUCCACUUCCCACGCAGGUGGUGGAAUGACGAUUUCCAAGGCGUACAGUUCGUGUGGAACGCGGAGGAUUUGCAAAACUCAGGACGGGUGUUCGGCGAAGGGCCCCACCAGGGUAGCAUAUCGUGGAUCACGAAAAUUUACGGCAUUCUUCCCGUCCAAAGAAAUCCGAACCUCCUCCUGGCGUGGUACUGCGGAGAAAUGGUGCCGGAAAUCGAGCGCCUCCCCGACCGAAUCAUCGCCGACGGUUUGAUGCACACACUGGAGCGAUUUGUGAAGCGGGACUACCCGAACCUUACUCGGCCCGAUAAAAUACUAAGGAAAAACUGGUACAGUGACCCUCACUUUCGCGGAACUUACUCGUUCGAAACCGUCGAGUCUCGGAAACUGGGCGCGCCCCAGUCCGCCGUGUUGUCCGAACCGAUAGUGACGAAUGUGGGGAAGCCGGUGCUCUUGUUCGCGGGAGAGGCGACCAGUUCGUUUUACGGCGCCCUGGUAAACGGCGCAAUCGAGACGGGAUUUAGGGAGGCAGAUCGAAUAAUAAAGUUUUACAAAUGAAAAGUGUCCCAAUCGUAUAUCUUGAAACUUAAUUGAAUUUUCCUUCUUAUCGCAGUGACAGGAGAUAAACUUUAAAAACAACACAGA